Messenger RNA from Colletotrichum scovillei, 1439 nucleotides. RefSeq lists its product as uncharacterized. The coding region runs from base 174 to 1160 and encodes 328 amino acids. The transcript has 2 exons. The record is from RefSeq and is a predicted model, not a curated record. Gene Ontology annotation, molecular function: protein dimerization activity. Lineage: Eukaryota; Fungi; Ascomycota; Sordariomycetes; Glomerellales; Glomerellaceae.
CUACUAUAGACGCCCACCUCGCAAACCCCUCUCGUCAACGUUUGUCUUGAUCCAACGACUGAUCUUCACCCAUCCAGCUCACUGUCAUCCUCGACCGGACAUUCGCUUAGUCGAGAGCUUCUCGCAUGGCACGAAACCUCUCGAAUAGCCGUCUCAAAUGGUGACAUCGCUCCAUGAAUACGACCGCGCUACCAUCCGUCUCCCAAGGCAUAACAGCGACUGCACCGCUGCCGCAGAGUGUACCGGGCAAAAAGCCCACGAAGAAACGCGUCAGGAACUUUUCCGCCGAUGACCGCGCCGCCCAUCGUAUCUUUGAAAGGGGUCGUCGCGAAGCCUUCAAGGAACGCUUGACUGAACUCGCCGGCCAGCUACCAGUCCUUGCAGACACUGAUCCUGAGCGGCUAUCGAAGCAUAUCGUCGUUAAUGAGAGCAUUGCCCGGCACAAGCUCCUGGAGAACCGAUGCGUUGACGCUCUUCGAGAUAUCGAGUCCUUGCUACGAGAGCGCAAUGAGCUGCUGGCAGAAAUCAAUGUCUGGAGAGGCAACACUGGCGCGAGUCCCCAGCUGCCGAAAACCAUUCCUAAUAUCGCAGGUCUUGUACAGACCGAGGAUGAAAUGCAGAGUCGCGAAGCAAAAAGCCAUCGCAUACGCGAAGGAAAUGGUUCUAGUGAAGACAAGGAAUUUCGUGGCGGUCAAGCUCAGGCUGCGAUGGCAAUCGGCACCCUCCCAAGCGAAGCAUCUCAUCUCUCGCAGCUUGUGGAAGUGGAUCAGACACACGAUAUCAACCCAGUCCCAAACCUUGACGAUUUGUUGCGCGACACGUCAUGGUCUCAGGCUACCCAAACUCAUCUACCAGUGUUCCCCCCAGAACCUCCUCUUACGGGCCCAGACGACAUGCCGAUCAUGCCACCUCCCAUAUCACAAGUUUCUCUGCCAGUGGCGACAUCAGAAGAAGCCGACUAUCGAAUGUUCGUCGACGUAAACCCAACACGGCAGGCGCUGCUUCUCAACGUGGACGCGAUUCAUCAGUUUCAUGUCCCGAACGAGAACUCCAUCGAGCUACCGACCGUUCUGCUUAGGCCUGACUAUCUUUCUCGAACCAGCUUGGAUCAAGAACCACUGCUUCAGCACUCUCAGCAAUGGGUCUCUUGGCAUGGAUAGUUUAUUGAAUGCCCCGGAUCCUUAUGUACUCUAUCGAACGCCACUUCAUGGCUCAAUCGUACCCUGGACACACAUCAACGAUACCGUUCGUUUUAGAUCUGCUUAAGAACCUCCUCAAUCUUUCCCUGACUGCUCUUCUCGCCUCCGAUGAAGAGCUUCAGCGCAUCUGAUAGCCGAGUCAUCGUAACGAGGUCUGUCUCGAUAGCCCUCUGUAGCGCAGCACCACCAUCAGCAAGGUAGUCAACGUCAGUGCGAGCCAGCUUUCCGUCCCACUCAGCC